AUGCGCGGCGGCAGACUACGUCCGAACUCGCAGCACGGCGCCUCGCCGCAUAUGCGCCCAACCGGCCCGGCAGAAAGGAAGAUCUUCAACUGCAUCGUCGACGACAGCGCGCUGGUGGCGGGCGUGAAGAAGAGCACGAGGAAUGGUAUUCGGCAGUGGGUAAAUAAUGGGCAGAUCAGGCUCUUUGUGCCGCUUCACGCACUGGAACAGCUAAGCAAGCAGAAGGGCGCCCAGAACAGACACGGCGAGGAUGUGUGCGAGACGCUGCGCUGGCUGGACGAUGCGACCUCGAGGCAGGCGAACCUGAUCGCACUGCAAGGCGCAGAAGACUGGUUUGAGAAGUGGUCGGAUGUCGAGAAGUUUGCGGUGCCUCGGACUCUCUUCUCAGAGACGGACGCACUCGACGACUUCGAACAAGAGCCGGAAGCAGAGGUUGACACAGCCGCGGAUGAGGAUAUGAGCAAGUUGACUCUGGCGGAUGUCACGCGCAAGACACCGGCAAGCUCAAUGGCAUCCAAUGGCAGCCGCUCACUCUCACCCUCCUCGAUGCUCUCCCAGCGCUCCAGCAUCAGCGCAGACUCGCCACCCACAAGUCCCGCCAAGCCCCUCUCUUCCCCGGUGAAGCCUGCGUCCGCAGUGAUCGAACCAAGCGGUGCAACCAGCGAUACGGUGCCGCAGCGUCUUCAGCCACUGUUCAACUACAUCCUCUGGCGCAUCCACCAAGAGGAGAACCCAGUCGCCGCGCUCGAGUCGUUCAUCUUCCUCUGCAAUGAUCCCAGCAAGGUCAACUAUGCGAAAGGCUUUGAGAUAAAGACUAAGCGCCUCGAGCAGUUGCGUGAUGCGAUCAGCAGGGAGGACCGAGACUUCAAGAACAGGCAGAUGGUGCUGCAGCGCGAGAACCCCACUCAGACGGCGACGAACGGACAGAACAAGGGCUACGGAAACCAAGCUACCUCUCCCAACAGGUCGCCACCAAAGGCACCAGCCGCCAUGAUGCCGAAGCAACAGCCACAGCAGAACGUGAUCGACCCAGAUGUCUUCGGUCGUCGCAACUCGGCCACCAUGCAGACGACGAACACGAACAUACCCAAGGUUGCGCCGCACUCGCCUCGCCCAAACUACCUCCCCGGCCAAGUCGCUUCCCAAUUUGCGCCUCGUGGAAAUGUGCGCGGCAACUUCCGCGGCGGUCCUCGUGGUCGUGGGAACUUUGCUGGACCAGGACGCGGUGGCUUCGCGCCUCAAGCACGUAUGGAGCCAGCCAUGCCCAGUCAGAUCGACCCGAACUCAUUCAUUCGCCCACGAGGCAGUGGGUACACCGGCAGAGGUGGACGCAAGCUGUGGGUUCCGACUUGA
This is a messenger RNA of Saxophila tyrrhenica, 1353 nucleotides long. RefSeq lists its product as uncharacterized. The transcript is spliced from 2 exons. The record is from RefSeq and is a predicted model, not a curated record. Lineage: Eukaryota; Fungi; Ascomycota; Dothideomycetes; Mycosphaerellales; Extremaceae. Bases 1 to 1353 code for a protein of 450 amino acids.